CGGGGGCACCCUGUUAAUUAUCGUCCACACGGGGCAGCACUGCAGCAGGCAGGGACGCGUGCUGGUGUUGAAGUGGCCGUAACUAACCGCCUUGCCUUCCUCCUUUCUCUCCCGAUCCCGGCCCCAUCAUCGUCAGACAUAUAGCUUGUUGCUACAAGCUACAGGUUUAAUUCUGCCCGCGUGCACUCGCGCGCAAUAUAGCUAGCCUCGUCCCUUAUUGUCUCGAUCGUUGGUUAAUUGUACGUGGAGAGGGGCCGAAGCGCGCGCGGUUCCGGGCGAUGGGUUUCCCUUCCUUGCUCGCGCUUCUUCUCGGCCUCUGCGCCGCUGCCGGCUCGUUCUCGGCGGCGCUUUCGCCGCCGCCGGUGACGAUGCACGAGAGCUUCGCGGGGAAGUCGGAGUUCAGGACGGUCAACCGCAGGCCGCUGGAGGCGUGCCUGAACCCGAGCCCUUACCUGUCGAUCAAUGUCAGCACCGCCGGGCCGCUCCCCGACGAGGCAUUCAUCAACGUGACCAUCGGCGGCGUCCGCAGGCCCGACGGCUCGCACUGGGUCGCCAUGAUCACGCCUUCAAACUCCAGUGUUUUCGGAUGUCCUCUGAGCGGCGUGAACUAUAUCGAGACUGGCGACCUAGCAAGUCUCCCUCUAUUGUGCCAUUACCCUGUCAAGGCCCAGUUCGUGAAGAGCGACCCGAACUACCUGGGCUGCAAGAACGCGGCUUGCCAGAAGCGCAGCGCGUCGGGGGCCUGCCAGGUCCAGACCUGCGGCGCCACCCUCACCUUCCACGUCAUCAACUUCCGCACGGACGUCGAGUUCGUCUUCUUCUCCGGCGGGUUCCAGACGCCAUGCGUCCUCAAGCGGUCGGGCGUCCUCCGCUUCGCCAACCCCGCCAAGCCGCUGCACGGCCACCUCUCCAGCACCGACUCCACGGCCACCUCGAUGAGAAUUACGUGGGUGAGCGGGGACGGGCGGCCGCAGCAGGUCCAGUAUGCAGGGGGCAGGUCUGCCGCUUCCGUGGCCACGACGUUCACGCAGAAGGACAUGUGCAGCGUUCCCGUGUUGCCGAGCCCUGCCAAGGAUUUCGGGUGGCACGACCCCGGUUACAUCCAUUCGGCCGUCAUGACCGGACUCCAGCCUUCACAGUCCUACGACUAUCGCUACGGAAGUGAUUCUGUGGGUUGGAGUGACACUACAAAGUUCAGAACACCUCCUGCUGCAGGAUCAGAUGAGGUGUCCUUUGUGAUCUAUGGUGAUAUGGGGAAGGCUCCACUGGACCCAUCAGUGGAGCACUACAUUCAGCCAGGGUCAAUCUCCGUUACCAAUGCAGUGGCCAAAGAGAUGCAAACCGGGAAGGUGGACUCGAUCUUCCACAUAGGAGACAUCAGCUAUGCCACAGGGUUUCUGGUCGAGUGGGACUUCUUCCUUCACCUCAUCACGCCGCUCGCUUCUCAGGUCUCCUACAUGACCGCCAUCGGCAACCACGAGAGGGACUAUGCAGGGUCUCGGUCUGUGUAUGUGACCCCGGAUUCGGGCGGAGAGUGCGGGGUUGCCUACGAGUCGUACUUCCCCAUGCCUGCCGUUGGCAAGGACAAGCCAUGGUACUCCAUCGAGCAAGGGAGCGUCCACUUCAUUGUCAUGUCGACCGAGCAUCAGUGGUCAGAGAAGUCUGAGCAAUACAACUGGAUGGACGAAGAUUUGUCGUCGGUUGAUAGAUCCAGAACUCCAUGGGUAAUCUUCAUUGGGCAUAGACCAAUGUAUUCUUCCAUUCAAAGCAUACUGCCCAGCGUGGACCCAAACUUUGUCGCGUCUGUCGAGCCACUCUUGCUAAAUAACAUGGUGGAUCUGGUUUUCUUUGGCCAUGUGCACAACUACGAGAGAACCUGUGCCGUCUACCAGGGCAAGUGCAAAAGCAUGCCAAAGAAGGAUGCGAAUGGAAUCGACACCUACGACAACAGCAACUACACCGCACCGGUCCACGCCAUUGUUGGAGCAGGGGGGUUCAGCUUGGACGGCUUCUCUAGUAUUAAUCGGAAGAGCUGGAGCGUAUCGAGGGUUUCAGAAUUCGGUUAUGCCAGGGUGCAUGCCACAAGAACCGAUGUGUUGGUUCAGUUUGUAAGCUCGAGUACGAUGGAGAUCCAGGAUCAAUUUAGAAUUGUGAAAGGAGGCAGGUGAUCUAACACUAUCUACAGCUCAAGACAAAACAAGGAAAAUAAGGGGAAUUUAGGACUAGUUUUCUUUUAUUUGCUAUGAACUGAAAAUACUAAGUAGAGGCUGAGUUACAUCUUACACAUCAAUGUAUAGCUUUUUUUGACGAUCAUGUAUAGCUUUUUAUAGCUGUGUACACGUUACUAUAAUAAAAAAAGUUGCUCCUUCCAUACCAA
Brachypodium distachyon (stiff brome) is the source of this 2377-nucleotide messenger RNA. Its product is annotated as nucleotide pyrophosphatase/phosphodiesterase. Gene Ontology annotation, molecular function: metal ion binding; acid phosphatase activity. The record is from RefSeq and is a predicted model, not a curated record. Bases 279 to 2168 code for a protein of 629 amino acids. The transcript is spliced from 13 exons. NCBI's taxonomy places the organism in Eukaryota, Viridiplantae, Streptophyta, Magnoliopsida, Poales, Poaceae.